Messenger RNA from Nyctereutes procyonoides (raccoon dog), 1157 nucleotides. It is a transcript of the gene NUBP1, whose product is annotated as NUBP iron-sulfur cluster assembly factor 1, cytosolic. NCBI's taxonomy places the organism in Eukaryota, Metazoa, Chordata, Mammalia, Carnivora, Canidae. Gene Ontology annotation, molecular function: ATP binding; 4 iron, 4 sulfur cluster binding; ATP-dependent FeS chaperone activity. The transcript has 11 exons. The record is from RefSeq and is a predicted model, not a curated record. Gene Ontology annotation, cellular component: cytosol. Bases 26 to 988 code for a protein of 320 amino acids. Gene Ontology annotation, biological process: iron-sulfur cluster assembly.
CCGCGCAGACGUCGAAGGCGGCCGAAUGGAGGAGGUGCCUCAGGGCUGUCCCGGGACCAGCAGCGCCCAGGCGGGCCGAGGGGCCUCAUGUCAGGGCUGCCCCAACCAGCGGCUCUGCGCUUCCGGAGCCGGCGCGGCUCCCGACCCAGCCAUAGAAGAAAUCAAAGAAAAAAUGAAGACCGUGAAACACAAGAUCUUGGUGUUAUCUGGGAAAGGUGGUGUUGGAAAAAGCACAUUCAGUGCCCACCUUGCCCACGGCCUAGCAGAGGAUGAAAACACGCAGGUUGCUCUUCUGGACAUUGAUAUAUGUGGGCCAUCAAUUCCCAAGAUAAUGGGCUUGGAAGGAGAACAGGUUCACCAGAGCGGCUCAGGCUGGUCUCCAGUGUUCGUGGAAGACAAUCUGGGGGUGAUGUCGGUUGGUUUCUUGCUCAGCAGUCCUGAUGAUGCCGUUAUCUGGAGGGGACCAAAGAAAAAUGGCAUGAUCAAGCAGUUCCUUCGUGACGUGGACUGGGGAGAGGUUGACUACCUCAUUGUGGACACUCCUCCUGGGACAUCGGAUGAACAUCUCUCGGCUGUCCAGUACCUGUCGUCGACACACAUCGAUGGGGCGGUGAUCAUCACCACUCCCCAGGAGGUAUCCCUCCAAGAUGUCCGGAAAGAAAUCAACUUCUGCCACAAGGUGAAACUGCCCAUCAUCGGAGUGGUGGAGAACAUGAGUGGCUUCAUCUGCCCCAAGUGCAAGAAGGAAUCUCAGAUAUUCCCACCAACGACAGGGGGUGCAGAAGUCAUGUGCCAGAAUCUGAAGAUCCCGCUCCUCGGAAAAGUGCCUCUGGAUCCACACAUAGGUAAGAGUUGCGAUAAAGGACAGUCUUUUCUGAUUGACGCUCCGGAUUCCCCAGCCACUUUAGCCUACAGAAGUAUCAUUCAAAGAAUCCAGGAGUUCUGUGGUCGCCAUCUGCCAGAAGAAGGGCACCUCAUCAGUUCCUGAAACAUGAGAGUGUUCAGGACACGAGCUGACCCCGCAGCCUGGCCCAAGCAGCCUGGGGACAUGGGCAGAAAGGGACCAGACGCUGGUAGGGCGUGAAGUCAUUUAAUCAGAGACGCUUUAAUUGUCAUAUUCAUACACUGUCAGCAUACAUAAAGGCAUUCUUUACCAA